Cryptotermes secundus is the source of this 564-nucleotide messenger RNA. RefSeq lists its product as uncharacterized. The transcript has a single exon. The record is from RefSeq and is a predicted model, not a curated record. The coding region runs from base 1 to 564 and encodes 187 amino acids. Lineage: Eukaryota; Metazoa; Arthropoda; Insecta; Blattodea; Kalotermitidae.
AUGCAUCUGCCAAAACUGAAGGACGCUGACUCAUUUCCACUGUGGGAUUUUGAAAUCAAGAUUCUGAUGCGUGCAGAAGAACUGAUAAACAUCGUUGAUGGCAGCGACUUGUUAAGUGACCAAGGAAGAGACAAAGAAAAUACAAGGAAAUGGAAGAUGCGAGAUGCAAAGUGCCAAUACUACAUAGUGAGAAGGAUAGAGAAGACCCACAUUGUGACAUGCACAACCGCGAAAGAAAUGUACGACACCUUGAAACAAAUUUAUCAGCGAGACACCUCUCAACAGAAGUGCCUUCUGGUACAAGACUUAUACACCUUCAAGUAUGACAAAACUAAGGAUAUUAUGACGAAUAUAAGUCAUGUGCAGAACAUUGCCUUCAAGCUUCGUCAACUGAACCCAAACGUUGAUGAAAACAUGACCAUGACAAAAAUAACAACGAUUCUACCAGAAGACUACAAACACUUCAGCACUGCCUGGGACUCAACGGCGACUGUGGACAGAACCCUUGACAACCAGGUGGCCAGAUUGAUGUUGGAAGAAGUGAAGUGCAAGAUGACUAAAUAA